UUUGACAGUUCAUAAUUGAAAAUGGCAGACACUGCUGUUGAAACUGCUCCAGGCGAUGAAAACGAUGAUAGUUGGUUGUACGGAGACUCAAAUGCAGAGCAAGCUGCAAACAACGAUGCAGAAAAUAGUGAGAAAACCCAGGUUCAAUCGAAUGCUGACGUUGGAGAAGACAAAGAACAGGAGGAGAACGAUGCCAACAACGAUGAUUCGCAUUUCAACGAUGAGCAUUUUGCUGACGUUGGUCUGACGGGGGAUCAGGAGCAAGCCAACGGGGAUGCCGACAGCCAGGACAACGGAGACUCGGAUUCGGACGACAGUGACGAUGUCAAAGUCACUAUCGGAGAAAUCAAGUCGGGGCCGCAAGCGUAUGCCAGUUUGAACAUCAAAAGAGGAGUAGGCCUGGUAGCAGCAGGCGCAGAGAAGCCGCGCCAAGGUACUGCCACCGGCAGCAAGGUGACACUGGAGGACCUCGAUGGGCCCGGCAGUAUCAAUGGAGUGCCCGCACUUGAAUUCAACAUUGACACCAUUGAAGAUAAACCAUGGAAUAAGCCUGGUGCUGACAUAUCUGACUACUUCAACUACGGAUUCAACGAGGUGACGUGGAGCGCGUACUGCGAGCGGCAGCGCCGCAUGCGCGUGGGCGAGGCCGGCGUGGGCUUACACGUCGUGCCGCCGCGCGCGCCGCCGCCGGACAUGCGGCGACCGCCUGGUCCCAUUAGAUCCGACGACGGUCCGCCAGUGAUGCCAAAUAACUACCAAGUUCGGGAAAAUACUAUACAGGUGAUGACGGCGGAGCGGCGCGAGUACGGGCGCGGGCACGCGCGCGACGCGCCCGAGUACUUCCCCGCGCCGCCGCCCGACCACUACUACCCGCCGCCCGCCGCCUACGACGAGCCUUCCUGGGGUAAGCUAUUUUUAAAGUUUGCUCGUAUCACCUAGCGAUGAAUUCACUGC
Ostrinia furnacalis (Asian corn borer) is the source of this 954-nucleotide messenger RNA. Its product is annotated as pre-mRNA 3'-end-processing factor FIP1-like. The record is from RefSeq and is a predicted model, not a curated record. The transcript is spliced from 6 exons. NCBI's taxonomy places the organism in Eukaryota, Metazoa, Arthropoda, Insecta, Lepidoptera, Crambidae. Gene Ontology annotation, cellular component: mRNA cleavage and polyadenylation specificity factor complex. The coding region runs from base 22 to 939 and encodes 305 amino acids.